Molecule: messenger RNA, 678 nt
Organism: Vigna radiata var. radiata (mung bean)
Lineage: Eukaryota; Viridiplantae; Streptophyta; Magnoliopsida; Fabales; Fabaceae
Exons: 1
Coding region: 1-678 (225 amino acids)
Source: RefSeq, a predicted model, not a curated record
AUGGGAGAGCUGACAUACUUCCUUGGUCUACAAGUGAAACAAACCAAUGAUGGCAUAUUCAUUCAUCUGUCAAAAUACUGCAAUGAUCUGUUAAAAAGAUUCAAGAUGCUGGAUUACAAAGAUGCUGCUACUCUAAUGGCAACUAACUGCUACUUGGAUCUGGAUGAGGCUGGAAAAAGUGUUGAUCAAAGAAUGUAUCGAGGUAUGAUUGGAUCGCUACUUUAUCUUACUUCCAGUAGGCCUGACAUAAUGCAUAGUGUUUGUCUCCAUGCUAGAUUUCAAUCUGCUCCUAAAGAAUCACUUACUACAGCUGUUAAAAUUUUUUUAAAGUACCUCAAAGGUACUAAAGGCCUUGGACUGCGGUAUCCAAAUGGUACAAACCUUUUUCUAAAUGGUUACAGUGAUUCUGAUUUUGGAGGUUGCAAAUUAGACAGAAAAAGCACCAGUGGCACAUGUCACUUACUUGGAUCUUCAUUGAUCUCUUGGAAUUCAAAGAAACAAGCANGUGUGGCUUUAUCUACCACAGAAGCUGAGUACAUAGCAGCUGGAAGCUGUUGUGCACAGUCCCUUUGGAUAAAGAGUCAAUUAGAGGACUAUGGCAUUAAGUUAGAAAACAUUCCAUUGAAAUGUGAUAGUACUAGUGCUAUAAACUUAACUAAGAAUCCAAUUUUGCACUAG